AUGACUUGGAUACUUUCCACCGUAUGGGAGGUCCUUGCACUGUGUCUCGCGGUCUGGAUUACUGUAAAGCAAUUCCGUGAACUGCGACGACACUCAACAGGAGUUACUUUGCGAGGUUUUUCGCGUAUCGGUUUCUUCUCUUCAACACUCUUAGCGAUUUAUUUUGGUCUCGCUGAGAUAUUCCAGGUCGUGCAGAUGUUUGUGCUAGGAUCAUCCCUCAUCCUCGGUGUUCGAGAAUAUCACGCUGAGCUCGUGGCUAACUCUGAUACAGCAACCGCUAUGACUUCAAUUGCUUUUCAGGAGCGCGUCCAUAUAUCAACUAGCAAUAGGAGCGGGAAAAUGCACAUUUACUUUGAGGUUGUUCAUUCAAAGCAGCUUGCCACUUCAGGAACGAGUACAACGGACAUGGAUGAGGGCGAUGGAGAAACCGAAGCCCGAAUUUUCAAUCUGAAGGAACGAGAAGACAAUUCUCACCGCAUAUUAGCCUUCAGUGCUGCAGUUCAAAAUACUAAGUACCGACGACAAAGCAAGUGCAUAUUGCAGCAUUUUAACAAUGCCCGCGUCCAAGCUAAUCGCAUCGGCAGAGACUCGACGGUUAGGCGGCUCACUACGGCCUUGCAAGGGUGUGGGAGUCUCACAGGCGCCUGUUUCCGCAUGCUGCACUUGCAAGAGGCGAGAGGUCAGCGAGAGGUUGUGGGAGUUGCGUGAGGUGCUUGCAGGUCAAACGGUCAUCUGCAGCGGUCUGCAAGCAAGGAAUGCACUGAGUGUGAC
Molecule: messenger RNA, 771 nt
Organism: Suillus subalutaceus
Lineage: Eukaryota; Fungi; Basidiomycota; Agaricomycetes; Boletales; Suillaceae
Exons: 9
Coding region: 1-708 (235 amino acids)
Source: RefSeq, a predicted model, not a curated record